AUGGACAUCCCUGCCGACUCUCCGGCGCUGUUUAUUGAAGAGUUGUCUGACUCUUUACCAACAUGUGUGUGCUACCAUGUCGAAGCAGAAGGCAAAUUUGCGUGGUCCUUGCCCUACUACUUUGAUUCAAUCUCCCAAGCCGUUGAGACCGAAGGAGGUGGCCAAUCACAGCUGGAGCUGAACAAGUUCACCAAAGGAAUUGCAAAGCGUCUUCAACAACAAGAUGUCCAGGAUUUGCUAGGCAAUUGCUUUCAUGCCAGAUCGGCCGAUGGGAGGUCAGAUCAGCUAGAUGUCCCAGCGGUCACAACAGCUGGUUUGAUUUUCAGCCUCUUCGAUUUGGCAGAGACAGCUCGCAUAGAUGCCAAGUCCAGCUUUGCCAUCAGCUACUUGAAGAAGUGCUCUUUAGUGUCUGUUGGCCGUUUGAAUCGGGAUGGUGGUGGAUUUUGCUACUUGUCUGAUCACAGAAGACUUAAAGUGGAAGGCUCAGGAGUCGUUGACAUUCAGAGCUUCAUGGUCAAUGAUCCUGACAUUCAUCGGAACGUCAUGACUGCCUUUCGUAAACUGUGGGAUGACAUGAAGGAGCCAGGUAUUAUUUCUUCUGAGUUCACUGCUGCCUCCUUCAUUGACCUGACAAUCUUCCUGGCAAAGUGCGUCAAGUUCAAACGAGACAGAAAAAUGAAGACACUGAGCUCAAAUGGGCUAUCCCUGAGAAAUUUGCUGCGCAAUGCUGUUGUGAAGUUUUUAGCGGCUUCACUUGAUGUGGUUGUGAUGCAGGCUCAAUUGGCUGGAGACCUCGAAGAGCGGGAGAUCCCAUCUCGAGGCAAGAAGAGAUCAAGUUCAUCAAGGCAGCUUGCAGCCUCUGACAAUGCUGAUGAUGGUGAAGGUCCCAAGCUCCGGAAGGGUCGAAUUUCCGUAGAAAUUGGCACCAUUUGGAACAUGGUCGAUCAUGCCAAGCAGAUCGGAGUGUCUUUACCAGUGUAUCUGCAAACGCAGGAAAAACAGAAGCAUGGAGGGUGCCAUGGUCAGGCUGCUCAACUUUGGAUUCGUAAAAUCCACAACAUGUAUGUCAGUCGAGCCACCUUGGGCUUUAGAGAUUGCGAACACCUCAACUUGAUUGCUGAUGCUUCCCGUUUCUCGGGUCGGGACACUCUCAUUGGCGCUGCUUGGAGCCCGGAGAGUGGUGUGGCCGCAUAUGUCAACAAUCAAUUCUUGCGCAGUGGCAAGUUGAUUGGACCAGGGGACUUCUUACUUGAUGGCACGAUCGAGGUUUUGGCUGCACAGCGCAAAGUUGAGCGUCAGGCAGCGUACUGUUUAUUACAGGCCCUGUCAAACCAAAUAAAACAUCUCACAGGAGGAAGCAAAACAAUUUGCAGUUAUGAUUACGCUGGCACUGACUUGGAGCUUGCGCUCUUGAACUUGACUCCUGGUCACCUUCGUGUUGUGACCAAUGAUGGCAAUGGUGCAAUUCGAGACAUCUUUGUGCAGGACAAAGACAAAAACACGAUCAGGAAGAUUGAUUUGUCAAUGGCUCACACUGCCAACAUCCUGACGCUGGGCAUGGACCAGGGCACGUCGGGGACAGCACUUGCUGGCUUCAUUUGUGGCACCAGCACCCACCUCAUCCACUUCACAUGGGACCCAUACCACCGGUGCUCUCGUGACAUGCGGCUGGCCACAAGCAUGAAGACAAUUGCUGCAUCCGACACCAGAACCCGCAUCAAAUUGAACUUGCAUCAAGCCCAUUUGGCGUCCACGUAUUUGUUUUCAGUCAACUACAAGCCAUAUGGCAACGCUGGAUGGCACCAGUCCAAACUGGAACUGGUGGAGCAUUUCAUGUCAAUGGAGGAUGAGGAAUCUCCUUUGUUUGCAGAGUACAGCGGCUUGAUUUCCCUUGACAUGGGCGGUGUGCCAAUUCGAUCUCAAGCUGACAUGAGGGAAGUUUUUGAAUCAUUGGUCGACCAGCUGAAGAGUGCUCAAUGCAAGCUUGCUCCUGUCAAGACAUCAAGGUGGUUCUCGUGGCACGACACAUGCCAUGCGCAGAUGCGCGAAUGGUGGGCACUCCGGAUGAUGCUCCUGCAUGAGUUUCCAGACGAAGUCAUUGUGGAUGACACUAGCAAGGGCUGGGCUUCUUUGCGCAGUGAUGCUGGUGGCUUGAAAUUAGCUUUGCACUGCACAACCUGGAGAACGUGGUUAUCAGUGAAUGUGCUCUACAUUGGUGGGCAGCCGUUGUGGUCCUGGUAUUCGAACUUGGUGAAGAAAGUCAAGUCCCCGGAACAAGGACUUGCUCAGUUGAUCUCUUUGGCUUCGAACAAGUGGCAAGAAGCACAGCAAGUCAUGGACUUGGUGGCCCUCUUCAGCAACAGUGAACAGUCUGACAGGAUCCAAAAUUACUUGGCGAUUUCGCCGAAACAUUUGGGUCCUGAUGCAACCUGCAACUUCGCAUCUUUUGUGGAGGAGCUUUUUCAUUAUGUCCUCAGUUUGCUUGAGAGACGGUCGAGCUCAUUGAGCAAGCAUAGCUGUCCGCCAGAGGUGUACAGCACAUUGCUGUCCGAGAAUGACGAUGAUGUCCAAAGAACUUUGGGUUUGUUGAUGGGUGACUGGCAGCACUUUCUGAAAGUGCAACAAUCCCGUGGGAAUCAAUUGUUGUCUGCCGACUUGCAAAGCUCAGUGGAUCCAACUGUUCGAUUGGUGUAUCAACUAUGCGAGGUUGGUCGUCACGAUGGUGCCAAAAGAAUCUUGAGAUCACUGCUUUAUGUGCUCCCCGACACGAAGCUGAUCGAGGACGUGCACGGCAAAGUGCGAAAUGAUGCACGUCUCAACACCAACAAGCGUCAAACGUUUGCACAGGUGCAGCAAGUGAUCCGAGACAGUGAUGCUUUUGAAUCACGUGGGAUCAACCAUCCGGCCAAACUGCAGAAAAGUAUCUUCCAAUCCCGAUGGAAGAAAACAAAGGGAGGUCAGAGCUGGAAAGCUUCUUUUGUCCCCAAGACAGAAAAAUUGCCCGAGAAGUAUGGACGUAUCCUUGGCACCAAAUGCUGGAACACAAUUUCGGAAGAGUUGCUGCAUCGAUCAGCGGCUGCGUGGGAACUUUUGCGCUUCCACACCAAGCACUCGAUUGCCUCCAAGCUGAAUGAUGCGCAGCUUUGCAUCAUCCUGCAUCCAGGGAUGGUGUUUCGUACCUUGCUGCAGAUCACACCAGAGGAUCCUGACCCGGAGUCCAUCUUCUUAUGUGUUGCCAACCUAGAUUGGGGAGUGCUAAGCUGGCCUCUGGUUCAACUGGAUGAUGGUCUUCUGGAAUUGGAUCGGGCAGGCAGUUUGCGGUGGCAUUUUGUCUUCAACUUGGAGUGUCAUGAAGCAUGCGUUGCUGAACCUGUUUUCAGUGCUGACAAGAUUGUCUUGAAAGCAGUUGAACAAUGGCUACCAGCUUGCCAAUGCAUGAUUGGUGCUUAUUCUGCUGACAUUGUCUUCAGGAAGUUGGUGACGCUGGCAGAACUUGGGUUCAACGUGAAGAAUGGCAAGUCUUUCUCACGGCCUGACCUGUUGAAACAGAUCGCCUUGGGCGCUAGCAAAGGUGAUGCAGACUUUGCCCAGGCAGUUGUGGAGCAGGAAGAGGCAUCCAAAAAGAAACGGUCCAAAGUUGUCAAUCACCAUACCGAAGCUGGUGGAAGUCAGUUUGCAAACCUCUUGAUGGAAAACAUGGACAAAGAAGAUGCGAAGGAGUUUGCAGAUGAGUUCAAAAGGCAGGAAAAGAUGGCUGAAGAAGUCAAAGCUGAAGAGGCUGAACCUGAAGAAGUCAAAGCUGAGGAUGCUGAUGACUCAGAAAGCCCCAGAGUCAAGAGAAGAUUGACCUACGAUGGCGGCUUUGACGAUUCAGACAAAGGAGACAAAGCUGAGGGCCCUGCUCCUGUCACUCCUGAAAUUGUUGGACAGCUUUCGACUCCUGGCGCUCCUGAAGUCUUCGGCGAUGCCGACAUCUUUGGCGAAGUUGGUGACAUUUCUGGUGACAAGAACGAUGACAAGUUUGACAAGGACAGUGGCUAUAGCCCCAGCAUUGAGGACCAACUUGUUCCUGAAUCGCUGAACCCUUGUACUUUAGAGCCUGUCGCAGAGGCUCUUCCUGAAAACCCUGUCGCAGAGGCUCUUCAUGAAAACCCUGGCGGGCAAAGCGCUGCAUCUUCUGGAGAUCCAAUGGUGCCUUUCAGAGGUGGUGGUGCCGGUGGGCCCAGUGGGCCAAGCGAUCGGUUCACUUUGCCACCUGACAAAGUUCAAACACCUGGAGUGCUGCCGGACACACUUGUUGAAUCGCUCCGGCAACAAAUGCGUGAUUUACCGGCCAAGAAAAAGUAUCCUCCCAAGCCCAAGGCUGGUGAGGCGGCGGUCGGUGAGAAAAAGGACAAAAAGAAGAAAGACAAAAAGAAAAAGAAGGACAAAAAAGGGUCCGAAUGA
Messenger RNA from Cladocopium goreaui, 4446 nucleotides. Lineage: Eukaryota; Dinophyceae; Suessiales; Symbiodiniaceae. The record is from the annotation of a GenBank genome assembly.